UACCACAGAUGAUUUUACACAUUUCUACUAAAUGUGUCUAAAUACUGUUGUACCUGAACAGCUAAGUAUUCAACAAGUAUUCACAGGGGGUUCUUCAAGCACCAGUUGCAGGCUAAAGAGCAGACUAGUUUGUCUGGUGGAUACUUUAAUGAACCACUGUGAAGUCACAUUUUAUGGCAGGAGGCUUCUUGAUUUUGUGUGGUUAAAAACAUACCAGCAUACCAAACCUGAAAAGUGCACACAGCAUUCUGCUAAAAGUACAUCUUUAUUUUUCUCUUUGGCAAAAGCUUCAAUCUUCACAAGCACAUUUUAGUGUUUUUUAACAUUUAGAUCACAAUGACGAGGUAAAAACAUGCUGCUGAAUCAUCCCUCAACUGAUGACUUUUCUCGUCUGGCUGGAUGCUCAACUUUCUGGAACUCCCUGAUUCAAUUCAUCUUUUAGUUUGUUAGUUAGUUGGUUUGGAGACAGUUUGUUGUUGUAUCUGACUGCUCACAGCAGUACUCUCAGACUGUCUGACAUGUGUAUUUUGUGUUUUUGCAGGCUGUCAGGAUGUCUGAUCACAGAGGAUGGCUGUGCUUCUCUGGCCUCAGCUCUGAGCUCCAACCCCUCCCAUCUGAGAGAGCUGGACCUGAGCUACAAUCAUCCAGGACACUCAGGAGAGAAGCUGUUGUCUGCUCAACUGGAGGAUCCACAAUGGAGACUGGACACUCUCAAGGUGCAGUCUGCUGGAGUCCAAUGGUUGACACCAGGUCUGAGGAAGUAUUUCUAUGAACUCACACUGGAUCCAAACACAGUAAACAGAAAUCUCAAACUGUCUGACAACAACAGGAAGAUGACAUGUGUGAAGGAGGAUCGGUCAUAUCCUGAUCACCCAGACAGAUUUGACUUCUGGUCUCAGCUGCUGUGUACAAAUGUUCUGACUGGUCGCUGUUACUGGGAAGUUGAGUGGAAAGGAGGGGUUUACAUAUCAGUGAAUUACAGAGGAAUCAGCAGGAAAGAAGACAGUGAUGACUGCAAGUUUUGAAUGAAUGAUCAGUCCUGGAAUCUGUACUGCUCUGAUCGUGGUUACUGUCUGGCACAAUAAGAGAGGAACAUCCAUCCCCUCCUCUUCCUCCUCUUCCUCCUCUUCCUUGGUCUCUAACAGAGUAGCAGUGUAUGUGGACUGUCCUGCUGGCAUUCUGUCCUUCUACAGACUCUCCUCUGACACAGUGAUCCACCUCCAAACCUUCAACACAACAUUCACUCAGCCUCUGUAUCUUGGGUUUGGGUUUGGGUCAGGUUGGUCUCGUUCACUGUCUCUGUGUCCUCUGUAGGAGGGUUAGAGUCUCCUCCUGUUAGAGAAACUUCCUCAUGUUAUUAGUACAAACCUGAUCUUUCACAGGGUGUAAAGGUUACAUCUAAACCCAACAUAGUUUCCACAUGACUGAGUGGCAGUUUGUUUUUCAGUCACAUAUACUGUACAUAUACAGUACAUGUUGUUAUAUGAUCUCUCUCUCUCUCUCUCUC
This is a messenger RNA of Thunnus maccoyii (southern bluefin tuna), 1507 nucleotides long. Its product is annotated as stonustoxin subunit beta-like. Bases 519 to 1025 code for a protein of 168 amino acids. The transcript has 3 exons. The record is from RefSeq and is a predicted model, not a curated record. NCBI's taxonomy places the organism in Eukaryota, Metazoa, Chordata, Actinopteri, Scombriformes, Scombridae.